AACAUCGCUCCGCUGUGCGCUUCACGGUAUAUUUUCUCUGAACGCUGGCCCUGUCCCGGUCCCUCUGCCGCACUUCAGCACCAUGUCGUCCGCCGAGCCGAGCCGUGCGGACUUGGGCCGGGCGCUCUGUAUCAUCACCGGGGCCUCCAGAGGCUUUGGCCGCACCGUAGCGAGGGAGAUGUGUCGGUUGGUGAAGCCGGGCUCGGUGCUCGUCCUGACGGCGCGCUCCGCCGACGAGCUGCGGGCUCUGCAGGAGGAGCUGCUCUGGUCGGGCAAAGCGGGCCUGAUAGUCGAGUGUGUGGUGGCAGACCUGGGACAGGCGGAGGGACCGGAGAGCGUCGUCAGAGCGUCUAAAGAAGCCUUUUCUGAGGAUAUAGAUCACGUUAUACUGGUCAACAACGCUGCCUCUCUGGGUGACGUGUCCCGCUACGCCAAGAGUUUCACCCACACAGCAGAGGUGGACUCUUACCUGUCUCUCAAUGUGAGCUCCUCCCUGUGCCUCACCGCUGGCAUCCUGCAGGCUUUCCCACAGCGUCCAGGUGUGAAGCGGACUGUGAUCAACAUCACCUCUCUGUGCGCCCUGCAGCCUUUCCGCUCCUGGGUGCUGUACUGCACCGGCAAGGCUGCCCGAGAGAUGAUGUUCAGGGUCCUGGCGGAAGAGGAGCCGGACCUGCGGGUACUCAACUACUCCCCAGGGCCUCUGGACACAGCCAUGCAGACAGUGGCCAGAUCCAGAACAGCUGAUCCGAGCAUCAAGAAGUCUUUUUCAGACAUGUUUGCUCAGGGCCAGCUGCUCACCUGCGAGACGUCCUGUGCCAAGCUGAUGAAGCUGCUGCUGGAGGACACCUACACAUCGGGAGCUCACAUUGACGUCUUUGACCUCUAGUAUGAGUGCUCACAGCCAGUCAGCAGUGGGCCAGAUUAUUCAUACAUGUGCCUUGAUUGGAUUGAAACUCUAUGAACUAUGUCAGUCUUAACUCUGUAGGAUGUAGCUUUCUAUGGUUAAAAAGACCAAUAUGAAGUAUCUCACUGAUUUUCAGCAAUUUUACCUUCACAACAUUCCAGAACUGAAGGGCGGUAAAGCCGCAGUCAUUAGCGUAGUGAGGAAAUACUUAGGUGAAAGCCUUUUUGGAUUUUUGUCCAUGAAAUUUUGAUAGAGCAACAGACAGGAAAUGCAGGGAGAGGAAACACCUCGUCACAUGUGUCCUACCCACUAGACCCCUGUGAUGAAUACAUGCUUUAUGACAUACAAGAAUUGUAAUGCAGAAACUAAAAGUUAACAAAAUGUAAAUUAAAAACACAAAACUGUAAAGAAUUGUAAGACAAAAAUGAGGAAUGAAGACACAAAAAACACAUGUAAACAAAAAAAUA
Molecule: messenger RNA, 1371 nt
Organism: Chelmon rostratus (copperband butterflyfish)
Lineage: Eukaryota; Metazoa; Chordata; Actinopteri; Chaetodontiformes; Chaetodontidae
Product: sepiapterin reductase-like
Exons: 3
Coding region: 83-886 (267 amino acids)
Biological process (GO): tetrahydrobiopterin biosynthetic process
Molecular function (GO): sepiapterin reductase (NADP+) activity
Source: RefSeq, a predicted model, not a curated record